Molecule: messenger RNA, 1632 nt
Organism: Phragmites australis (common reed)
Lineage: Eukaryota; Viridiplantae; Streptophyta; Magnoliopsida; Poales; Poaceae
Product: putative expansin-A30
Exons: 2
Coding region: 542-1375 (277 amino acids)
Biological process (GO): plant-type cell wall organization
Cellular component (GO): extracellular region
Source: RefSeq, a predicted model, not a curated record
GGACAACAAAUGCAAACUUGUGAGAGAACAAAACUCCAAUAGUAUCUGACCAUCUGAGGUCAGAUGAUCACAACCGUUCAUGUACAGGGAUGAUGGAAAUGUUGCAUCUUCUCUGAAAUGAAGCCGACACAAGGACAUACGUUGACUAUUUAUCAGCACUGAAUAAUUCAACUACUUGUACAAAAUCAAAUCUUUUCCAGACAUUAUCGGCCGGCAUGUCCACUAUAUUGUAACGCCCUGCAGCAAAAAGUAUGCCCCAUUAUCCUCAAUCUAAAAGGACGCGGCGUAUAAAAAUAUUUCAGAUCAGAAGAUACAAUCCCAAUAUCUAAUCCGCCGUACCUGCAAUAACGGGUAGAAUAACAGAGUACAACUCGGUUUCUUGCCCCUUGCCCGCACGUAUGCCGAAUGUACCGUACCAAUCUCCACGAUCGCCAGCGUGCGCGCACGUCGCCGCGCGAGGUCGUGAACAAUGAUCUUCAUCUCCAAUCAUCACCGGCAGCCUCUCUGAUUGAUCCGAUGCACGCUAUAAAUACACUUGCCGAUGCAUUGCUCUGCAGAGGCAAAGCAAGAACACCGCAAACAAAGCCGUACCAGAGCAAUGGCUUCUCCAUCCGCCGCCGUCUUGGCCCUCCUCGUCUCUCUGGCGAGCAUGGCCGCCCCCGCGAACGCGAGGUUCAAGGCGAUGCAGUGGACUCCGGCGCACGCCACGUUCUACGGCGACGAGACCGCGGCGGAGACCAUGGGCGGCGCGUGCGGGUAUGGCAACCUGUACACGACCGGGUACGGCACGGACACGGCGGCGUUGAGCACGACGCUGUUCCAGGACGGGUACGGGUGCGGGACGUGCUACCAGAUGCGGUGCACAGGCUCACCGUCGUGCUACCGGGGCUCGCCGGUGAUCACGGUGACGGCGACCAACCUGUGCCCACCCAACUGGGCGCAGGACUCCAACAACGGCGGCUGGUGCAACCCGCCCCGCACCCACUUCGACCUCUCCAAGCCGGCCUUCAUGAAGAUGGCCGAGUGGCGCGCCGGCAUCGUCCCCGUCAUGUACCGCAGGGUGCCGUGCGUGAGGAGAGGCGGGCUGCGGUUCGCGCUCCAGGGGAACUCGUACUGGCUGCUGGCGUACGUGAUGAACGUGGCCGGCGCCGGCGACGUCGGGGAGAUGUGGGUGAAGGGCGGCAGCAGCACGGGGUGGAUACGCAUGAGCCACAACUGGGGCGCCGCGUACCAGGCGUUCGCGCCGCUCGGUGGUCAGGCGCUCAGCUUCAAGCUCACCUCCUACACCACCCGGCGGACCAUCAUCGCCACCAACGUCGCGCCGGCGGACUGGUGCCUCGGGCUCACGUACGAGGCCCUCGUGAACUUCUCUUGAGAGGCGAAGGGAGUACGCCAUUUUACAGCAGAAGAAGUUGCAGGACCCUGUGGUACUCAGAAUGCUCUGUUCUGCUGGUUGUUGUUUUUGUCUUUUUUUUUCAUUGUUUUCAUAGUUUCAUUUCAGUCUAAAAUUCAGGACGUGUUGCGUGUUGCCCCCGGUCCAUGAGGAGCAGUGGGUUUGACGCGCGCAUUGUUCGUGUAAAUUGUGCUUUACUUUCAAACGCGAGACGAAAAUUUACAGUCAAAUCUCCCUAA